Molecule: messenger RNA, 3417 nt
Organism: Thecamonas trahens ATCC 50062
Lineage: Eukaryota; Apusomonadida; Apusomonadidae
Exons: 2
Coding region: 1-3333 (1110 amino acids)
Biological process (GO): intracellular signal transduction; cyclic nucleotide biosynthetic process
Source: RefSeq, a predicted model, not a curated record
AUGAGCCCUCUCCCGCAUCGGCGCCCACGGGCACGACGAUGGCGAGGCGAAGCGAUUGUUGCAGGCAUAGUGGCUGUGUUCGCCCUUGUUGUGGCUGCGGGCGGGGCCGAGGUCUGGCUCUCGGAGCUUCACUACGAUAACGGCGGGCUCGACGUGAACGAAGGUGUCGAGGUGACGGCGACGGCCGGCACGCUCAUGAACGGCUACAAGGUGGCGAUGUACAACCAGCUCGGCGAUGUCUACGGCUCGGUCACCCUGCCUGCGAGCACCAUGCCCGACGAGGGCGGAUCGGGAUACGGCGCCAUGUGGGUCGCCUACGCGGGGCUGCAGAAUGGCCCACAGGACGGCAUCGCCCUCGUCCGCAUCGCAGACUCGGCCGUCCUCCAGUUUGUGUCAUGGGGUGGGACGACGACCGGCACCGCCGGCGAGGCAUCGGGCCUCACCUCGCACGACAUCGGCGCUGUCGAGGGCUCCACCACUGCAGAAACCUCAUCGCUCGGCCACGCAGGCAUCGGCGUCGCCGCUCGUCCGGCUGAGCAAUGCGACGACGGCAACGAUGAGGCGGGUGAUGGCUGCUCGGCCUCGUGCGCGAUUGAGGGUGGCUAUGCAUGCCUGACGCCCGGAACGCCGUGCACGACGUGCACCGAGCAUUCCAACGGUAUGGACUGCGCCGGCACUUGCGGCGGCGUGGCAUACAUCGACAAGUGCGGUGAGUGCGUCGGCGGCACAACCGGGCGCGGGCCAGGCGCCUCGCGCGAUGAGUGCGGCGUGUGCUUUGGCGACAACGCGGCCAAAGAUGCGUGUGGCAUGUGCUUUGGCCAUGACGCGGCGCUCGACGGCUGCGGCGUGUGCUUUGGCGACAACUCGACGUGCGCCGGAUGCGACGGUAUUCCGCAUUCGGGCGCGGUCCGCGACGUUUGCGGUGUGUGCGCAGGCGAUGGCUCGACUUGCGUUGGCUGCGACGGUGUGCCCAUUCCGUCGGGUGGCGCCGUGUAUGAUGCUUGCGGCGUGUGCGGCGGCAACGCGACCGUCUGCCGAUUCGGCUGCGACGGCGUCUACGCCUCGGGCGUCCACUUUGACUGCCACGGCGUGUGCGGCGGCAGCGGCAUUGUCGACGACUGCGGCAUGUGCGCCGGCGGGAAUGUCUCGACGCCUCUUGCAUUCAACUACCAUCGUGACAGUUGCGGCGUGUGCUUUGGUCAGGACCUGACCUGCACCACAUGCGCGUCGGGCGUUCUUGACGUGUGCGGUGUGUGCGACGGCGACAACUCGACGUGCGCCGGCUGUGAUGGCGUGCCUAUCGCCCUCGGCGGUGCCGUUGUUGACCUCUGCGGCAUGUGCGGCGGUGAUAGCUCGUCGUGUGAGGCCGGCUGCGACGGAGUGCCCAACUCGGGCGUUAGCUACGACUGCGCCGGCGAGUGCGGCGGCUUGGCAGCUAUCGACAGCUGCGGCAUGUGCUACGGACCGGCUCUGCUCGUCACGACCGCAGAAGUGUUCCUCGAUCAGUGCGGCGUUUGCUUUGGCGGCAAUGCCGGACUAGACAGUUGUGGCAAGUGCCACCGCUCCAACGCCGAUCGCGAUGAGUGUGGCGUGUGCUUUGGCAAUAAUGCUGCCAAGGAUGUGUGCGGUGAGUGCUUCGGCUCCGGCCUUGCUCUCGAUGUAUGCGGCGAGUGCCGCGGGAACGGGACGACGUGUCUUGGUUGCGACGGAGUGCCCAACUCGGGGCUUGUCUCCAACGAGUGCGGCAUCUGCGCGCUGCCGGGCGUCGCCUGCCCUGUGACAAGAUCCAAGACAAAGGCCUGGCGCAACUCGCAGUGGGCCGGCAUCGCCAUGGGCUCCUCGCUCUUACUCUUUCUCAUCAUCGGUGGCGUCCUCCUCGCCGUCUUCCUCCGGCGCAAGCGCACCGUCCGCAUCCUCGCCUACCAGGCCAAGCUCGAGUCCGAGGCGCCGAGCGGCAAGCUGGCCAUCGUCACCUCGGACAUCCAGGACUCGACUGCGUUGUGGGAGGCCGAGCCUGAUCGGAUGGCCGACGUCCUCGACAUGCACAACGAUCUGAUGCGCCGCGCCAUCGAAAAGUCCGGCGGGUACGAGUUCAAGACCGAGGGCGAUGCGUUCUUUGUCGUCUUUGACGCCGUCACCGACGCUGCCGCCUAUGCUGUCGACGUCCAGCGUCAGCUUCUCGCCGCAGACUGGCCCGAGUGGGUGGGCGAUACUGGUGGCUUUCCGGCCGUACCUUGCUACAGCUCUAACGCCAGCCUGUCGAUGUCAUCGCUUGGCGACGCGCUGCUGUGGCGCGGCAUCCGGGUCCGCCUCGGCAUCCACUAUGCCGAGCCGGAGCGGGUCUUUGAGAAGCGCGCAAACCGGGUUCAGUACAUCGGGCCGGCUAUCAAGAUGACAACCAUGGUCGGUGACGUCGCCAACGGCGGCCAGAUCCUGGCCUCGCGCAGCGUAGUCGACGAGCUGCUGGCGUGCGAGGCUCCCGUCCAGCAAGCGUCCUCGGCUGGCUACGGCCUCGCGCCGUUUGCACGCGCCUCGUUUGGAGCCUUUCAUGACAGCGUUGAACUGUGGCAUGUCGCGCCGCAUGGUCUGGAGCAGCGCAUCCCAACAUUCACUUUUGACCGCCUCGAGCGCGAAGCUGAUGUUGUGACUGCGCUGAUACCGGAGCCCGAAGUCAUGUCGCGCAUCCGCAACGCGAACCUUGCGAUCUUGCCACUCCCCAACGCGCCGGCAGCCGCCAUCUGCUCGGGCACCUCGGCUGCGCCGUCCCUCACCAUCGAUACCUCGAGCAGCUACCGGCCCAGAACUGAUGCCUCGCCGCGGGUCCGCAAGGCAAGCAUGGGCCCGGCGCGGAGCAUGCGUCGGUCGCGCGCCAACUCGGUGACGGUCGCCAUGGUGGGUUCGCUGCAAUCCGAUGCCACUGGCAAGAAAAUGGUGUCCUCGCCACGCACCGCCGCUAUUCGGCGCAACAUCUCGCGGCAACGCUCAUCGUCUCGUGGCUCGGUCGUGUCGCGAACUUCCGUCUGCAGCUCCGAAUCCCACGACGACCUGGGCUCGGGCUCGGGCAGCCCGAGAUCGUUCCGGCGAACGACCAGCCGCAGCCGUCGCGUUGGGCCACUCCGAGCCCACGCCCACUCGCACUCGGGAUCCGGCCUGAACCAUACUCGUUCAUCCCGAAAACCCGGUAGAGGACUCAACAACUCGCUGCCGGUUGUCUUGCUUCGGUCACAGACCUCAUCGAAGCUCGAGACCUCUUGCUCGUCCGUUGACAUGUAUGCCACCGUUGAAGAGCCGAUCGACACCGACCACCUCUCAUCAAUGCUCUCGGACGAGUAAAGUCUGCAUAGCAUCUCACACGGCUCCACGCCUUAUCACCACUCUUUCCACCGUUCCACUCUUUCCACAACACAGCAGCGAUGA